AUAUGAUACAAGAGAGAGAGGAUUGGAAACAUAGUUUCUCAGCGAGUAUGUUGGAAGCAUUUUAGGUUUUGAUUGAACAUCAAAGAAGCGUUUUUUCAAACACCCAUUUCAUAUAAAUUAGUACUAGAAAUCUCUGGAGUUGAAGGGGCCAGUCGGUGGCUUAUUACUGGAAUGCUGGCUAAGUUGAAUCGGGAAAAGGGAAAGUGGCAUGAGUAGUGUAACUCAUGAGAGUGCAAAAAUGAACAAUGGUACGAAGAACCGAGAGAAUCAUAAACAGCAACUGUCCAGAGAUGUCAUGCUGGGUAGUGAGCUAUGGACAGAUGGCCUGCUUUGUGCCUUUGAAUUUGUCCGUGGCCAACGGAAGACAAAUGGCGCAAGAGCUACUGAACAUUAUGCUGCCAGGGAACCUAAAAAACCACCAUUAUAUAAAUAUGGUGCAAGUAAUGUCUCACCCCAAGAUGUUGACAAAGAUCACUUUAUAGAACCUCAUUAUACAACAGAAUCUGCGUAUGUUGACAUCGAGAACGCAGAUGGCCAAAGUUAUCAACAAGACUAUCCUUAUCAGUCCCAAGAAAGGUCUCCUGGUAAUUACUGGAUACCAAUAGGCUGGUCUAGAAUAUCUGAGCUGCUUCAAACAGUGCAUAUUGAUAGUGGUUGGGCCUCUCAGCCUGUUGAUCUCAGUGAUGAGGAAGAUGAUGUGACUGUAGCAGAUGUUGCAGCUCCAUACUGGCAAAGUCCAGUUGGACCAACUUGGUGGUGUCAUGUAGCUGCAGGUCACCCUUCCAUCAAUGCAUGGUUGAGCAAUGCUCAGUGGCUACAUCCUGCCAUAAGUAUUGCCUUGCGAGAUGAAAGCAAGCUGAUCAGUGAACGCAUGAAGCACCUUCUUUAUGAGGUGCCGGUUAGAGUUGCUGGUGGAUUACUAUUUGAGCUCUUGGGGCAGUCAGUUGGUGAUCCUUAUGUUGAAGAAGAUGAUAUCCCAGCUGUUAUACGGUCGUGGCAAUCACAAAAUUUCUUGUUAACUGCAUUGCAUGUUAAAGGAUCUGCAUCAAAUAUCAAUGUUAUAGGUAUUGCGGAAGUCCAGGAACUACUUGCUGCGGGCUCUUCAAAUGUUCCGCGAACAAUUCAUGAGGUAGUAGCACUCCUAGCUUGUCGCCUGGCCCGGUGGGAUGACAGGUUAUAUCGGAAGUAUAUUUUUGGGGCAGCUGAUGAAGCUGAACUGAAGUUCAUGAACAGGAGAACCCAUGAAGAUGUGCAGUUGUUCAGUGUAAUUUUGAAUCAAGAGAUUAGAAGGCUGUCGACACAGGUUAUACGGGUAAAGUGGUCUUUACAUGCAAGAGAAGAGAUUGUAUUCGAGCUUCUCCAACAUCUUAGGGGGAAUGCUGCAAGGAAUUUGCUUCAAGGAAUACUAAAAAGUACAAGACAAAUGAUUGGAGAACAAGAAGCGGUUCGUGGCCGCUUAUUUACAAUUCAAGAUGUCAUGCAGAGUACUGUCCGUGCAUGGUUACAGGAUCGGAGCCUUCGAGUCCAACAUAAUCUAGGGGUAUUCGGGGGUUGUGGACUUGUUCUUUCUAUUAUCACGGGGCUAUUUGGGAUAAAUGUGGACGGAAUUCCUGGAAACGAGGGAUCCCCGUAUGCAUUUGCCUUCUUCUCUCUCGCCCUUGUCUUGCUAGGAGCUGGGUUGAUUGCUAUCGGAUUGAUCUAUCUCGGAUUGAAUAAACCAUUCGCCGAGGAGAAAGUCGAGGUGAGGAAACUAGAGUUACAAGAACUCGUGAAGAUGUUCCAGCACGAGGCUGAAUCGCACGUGCAAGUCCGAAAGGAUGCUUCAGAAGCCAAGAAGUCAGUUGAUUCUGCAGGUAUAAUAACAGAUGGAGACAAAUAUGUUGUCAUUAGUUGAUCAAAACAUAGAAAUGCCAAGUCUUCCUACACUGCAUCGCGAUGAGAAUCGGAAAAUUUUGUCUAUCUUGUCACAACUGGUAGAGAAGGAAGAAAAAAAGUAACAUAACUUCUAAUAACUGCAUAGAUAGAAUACUUCUGCUGCUUCAUAAGUUGAAUUUACAGGGGGCAUUGUUCUUUAUUCUCCUUGUUCUGCUUACAUGAUAAAAAGCAGAAAGCGCCUAAUUCCAAAUACAGUUGAGCUCUUAGAUUUUGUAUGUGAAUUUCAAUGGAUUCGUCGACAUGGUUACAUAUGUGAUAUGUUCUUGGUAGUCGAGGCAAUGGGAAAACAAUCGCGA
This is a messenger RNA of Solanum verrucosum, 2231 nucleotides long. RefSeq lists its product as uncharacterized. Gene Ontology annotation, cellular component: membrane. Gene Ontology annotation, biological process: metal ion transport; transmembrane transport. The record is from RefSeq and is a predicted model, not a curated record. Lineage: Eukaryota; Viridiplantae; Streptophyta; Magnoliopsida; Solanales; Solanaceae. Bases 209 to 1894 code for a protein of 561 amino acids. The transcript is spliced from 8 exons. Gene Ontology annotation, molecular function: metal ion transmembrane transporter activity.